GUCAAAUGCGUAGAAAGAACAACACAACAGAGUAUGGUCAGCGAUCGAAACAUUGUGAUAAGGAGGGGGUAUCUGGAACUGAAAUUCAGGUCACAAGACCAGACCCAAUACCUGUUCAAUGCCCGGACUAUGCUGUGUUGGAUCUCAAUGGCGAUCCAUCUGAAGUUCGAAGGAAUUGGGAGAGAACAAUAUUGCUCUUCCGCUUGUGGUGUUUCAACAAUACCGAUGAAAGAUAUGAGUUUGGCAAUCCCCACAGCAGGAGUUGCAUGAUUCCUCCUGCAGGCCAUUUCUUGAUCUAUAUGCACUUUGGUUCCAAAUGGCUAUGUGCUGUUAUUGAUGGUCCUUCACUCUAUCUUGACGGGUAUGUUACCAGAAGUUUUGGGCAUCAUAGUGAACUCAGAGUGUUUGAGAAUAAAAAAAAAGAAAGGAGAGUACCGACUUUGAUAGAAAACUCAAAGGCAUUGCCGUGGAGGGGAUCCUAUAACACAGCUGAGCAUUGUCGUCUUGGUUACUAUGGCCUGUUGUCAGCCUUUAAAGUAAUGCAUGCUUUUGUUGACAAUCCCAAAGCUAAACCAAGUGAUAAGGAGAUAAUGGCUGGGGAAACGUUGAUUGUGCACCUUCCUGAGGCAGCGAGGUCCGACAACCUGUUCCAAGAUAUUUAUGUCAGUUUCUGUCAAGGUGACACAUUAGGCAAGGACCGACUCGGUGCUGCUAGGCAUUGGAGCAAAGAUUCAGAAGACGCAAGAUCAAAAAUGGGCAGUGUACUCUCACUUGAAUCUGUAGAGGAAGAAGGAUCAAGAUCUACAAAAGAAAGUUCAAGUUCUGCUGAAAGCAAAGACAAGAAGUCACCCAUAGAUAUCAUUGAAAACUUCAGGCUUCUCCACCGACCAUACCAUUCCCAUGGUUUCUUUCAGCUAAGAAAUAUGCCUAUACAGCUCGGGAAAGAAGGUCCAAUUGGUGAUGUGUGGGGAAGGCAACAGCUAAUAGAUAAAGAUAUGUCCUCUUUUAGAUUCUUGAUCCAGAGAUUCUCAAUUAAUGGCUGCAAUACAUACAAAAAACUGGACAGUGAGAACACCGGCAAUAAAACAGAGAACCGCUGCAUCGAACACGAAGGAGCAAGGAGUUCACUCAACAAAGACAUUGCAAAUUGGGAGUUUGCAAAGAAGAGCCAUGCUGGUGAAGAUAUUGCGAGUAAAACCAAGAACCAGUCUAUCAAAACAGCUGUCACAAAUUUGGAGCCUAUUGAAGAAAAAAUUGCAUUCCAAGGUACACAGAAUCCACGUGUGGAGUGUGCAAAGAAAGCAACAGAUCCAUUUAAGGGACAAGGUGUCGGGCUAUAUAAUCUUGGGCAAACGUGUUAUAUGAACUCCACUUUGCAGUUUUUGUCUAUUGUACCAGAACUGAUGACCGUACUAAAAAGGUAUUCACAGAAUGAGAACGGGCAUGGGAUUGACGCCUCAUCGCACAGUCUAACUGUUUCAGCCCAGCGUACAUUUUCUGAGCUCGGUGGAAGUACCACGCCAAUUAGACCUUCACAUUUCUUAAACGCACUACAUAGAAAACAUCCUGACUUUGCACAACUAGAAAAUGGUGCUCUCAGGCAACAGGAUGCUGAAGAAUGCUUGUCUGUGCUAGUGGAUACGUUUUCUAGAACUAUGGCAUCAGAAGCUAGUGAACCUACUGCUGAUCUGAUGAAGUCAAUUUUUGAGAUCGAUCUUCAAAGCAGCUUACACUGUGCAAAAACUGGCGAGAAGGGUCUAGUUGUAGAAACUGUAAACCUUCUACGAUGUCCUAUAUCUGAUGGUAUGGAUCACCUUCAUGAAGGACUUAAGAAUAGUAUGACGACAGAAAUCGAGAAGCAUUCGCCAUUACUUGGCCAGAAUUCUAUUUAUAAAAAAGAUUCAAAGAUAAAUAAAUUGCCAAGGUACCUUACCCUACAGCUUGCUCGAAUGGACUGGGACAAAAGCAAAAACGAACUGGCCAAAAAUUGUCAAAAAGUAGAUCAUCCUCUGCAAUUGGAUAUGUAUGAUCAUUGUUCAGAUGAAUUGAAGCUUGCUCUUGAAACUGCCUGACAGGUCUCCUCAAAAUCUGUCGCCUUAGGAUCAUCCUGCAUGGACACUGAUCAAGCCGAUUCUAGUGCAUCAAAGAAACAUUUAACUGGUGUAUACAAUUUAGUGGCGGUCAUUACACAUAACGGGCCUACCACAAAUUCUGGACAUUAUGUCAGCUGGAUCAAACAGACCAAUGAAACGUGGACUCGGCUUGAUGACCACGUAGCUACAAGUCACGAAGAACAAGAGAUUCUCAGCUUAUGCGGUGGCGCUGAUGAGGAACACGUGGCGUACCUAUAUCUUUAUAAAGCUCAAGUUACCUGAAUCCAACAAUGAAGAGUCAAGAGAGGUCUAGUGCUAAUCAGUUUCUUCAUUCUCAAGUUGUAGAUGACAUUGCCUGGUGGGAAUAUGAAGAUGAGUGUUAUUGAAGAACUUUCCUGGGGCCAUCUAUUAAACAAUGCUUUGGGCAACUAUAUUUCAUUUUGUUACACACAGUAUAUGUUCUUGUAAUCUCCAAUGGACCAUGGUCCGUGGGCUGUAAACUGAUUUCUGAUUCUUUCUUUCUUGCAGUUGUUUCUCAAAAAUGUAUAGCUGCUAAAACCAAA
Molecule: messenger RNA, 2656 nt
Organism: Brachypodium distachyon (stiff brome)
Lineage: Eukaryota; Viridiplantae; Streptophyta; Magnoliopsida; Poales; Poaceae
Exons: 18
Coding region: 6-2072 (688 amino acids)
Biological process (GO): protein deubiquitination; proteasome-mediated ubiquitin-dependent protein catabolic process; regulation of proteasomal protein catabolic process
Molecular function (GO): proteasome binding; rRNA N-glycosylase activity; cysteine-type deubiquitinase activity
Source: RefSeq, a predicted model, not a curated record